This is a messenger RNA of Echinostoma caproni, 885 nucleotides long. NCBI's taxonomy places the organism in Eukaryota, Metazoa, Platyhelminthes, Trematoda, Plagiorchiida, Echinostomatidae. The record is from the annotation of a GenBank genome assembly.
AUGGAACACAUGUGUGACUUAGAUCCCGCUAACAAUCACCACGAUUCUCAAAACACCAUAGAAUCAAAGGACACCAGUGAUCCACCAGUUACACCGGAACUAUGUCCUCUCUGUCAUCUGAUACGUCGAGAUUUGGCCGAACUAAAUCAUCGUACGCGACUACUCGAAAAAAGCGCGACCCUGUCGGGGAUUUAUCCCGAGACCAUACAUCGAUGUCAAAACAACGCCAUGACAGUUGGAAACACACGUGUUCAAAGAAAUCCUGCCUUUGGUGCCGCACACAGCAAACACGAUGCCCAACAAAUAUCACAGAUUUUAUGCGAUGAGCUGCGUCGAUUCUGUGAGAACACUACCAUCCGCGGUUUACCCCGCAUAGUCCGUGCACAUAAUCGUUCCCUACGUCUACUCUGGUCCACUUUGGUAUGCAUCCUCGUCCUAGGCUGUUUCAUUUGUAUGUUUUUCUUGGCCCGACAAUAUCUGGAAUACAAUGUGAUCCAUCCACCUCGUGUGCUACGACACACAUCCAGCCCGUUUCCCGCAGUAACUGUGUGCAAUCUGAGACCUAUUUCACCGGACGGAAUGCGCUACAUGCGCGCGAAAGGAUGGAAAACACCGAGACAAUUUGUGCAAGAUUUCGCGUACUAUGCACAGCAUCUGUAUUUUGAGAAUAAGCGUUACGCAGAAUACAGUGCCGCCUCAGCAGCGUUUUCUUUGGCCGGUUUCCUGGAGAGUAUCCCCAACGAUACAGAACGUCAAAAGCUUGGAUAUCAGAAUGAUAAACUGGUAACCAAGUGUCAAGGUAGUGCAUUGUGCGUACACUAUUUGGCCUCCUGUGAAGGGGACUGGGUUUUGGGACUAUUUCUGUUCGAGAAGACGAACGUGUGA